AUGGCUUCGUACCAGACGCAUCUCAGCCUUCUCCGUGAGACCGCUUCGCUAGACCCUUCAGCCCCUGCCUUUCGUGUACCGCAACUUGACCAUGUGUCGAACGAGAUUCGAACAUGGGAGGUCAUAACAUACUCCCAGUUUGAAGCGCAAGUUAACUAUUCUGCGAGGUACUGGGCUCGGAUACUGGCCAUCGAUGGUAUCCUACCCCAAUCUGUUGUCGGUGUAUGGCUCGGUGGAAUGACGUAUUUUGAUGUCCUCCAUAUCUAUGGUCUGUCGAGAGCUGGCUAUAUCCCACAGCUUUUCUCCCUGUGCCUCUCUAAUCCCGAUGUCAUCUACGAGCUCCUGCAGAAGUCUAAAGGGAAGGCAAUCAUAUAUGACUCGUCAUUUCACUCUCUUCUGUGCCACAGCCCUGUCCCGACACAUGCCGCCGUUGAUGUCGACUGUUUGGAUGUGGAGGAUACGCCAUUACCCUCACACACAGCGAAACACCGUGGCGACGACACUGUCAUGAUAUUCCACACCUCUGGGUCGACGUCUGGUUGUCCGAAGCUUGUUUCUUGCAGUUACGCAUGGUGGGAUACGAUUAUUUCCAAAGCGGGCCAGGUCAUGAAACCAGUAUCGCACGAGAAACACCGUCAGGAUGUUGCAGUAUGGAUGGGAAGUAUGUGUCACAUUGGCCAGAACUUCAUGCUACUCGGUGCACUGCAGCACGCCUCUUGCAUGAUACAGUCCACCCAACAAGCGUUUUCCUCCGAAGAGCUUGUCGACAUGAUUGACCGUUGUAAUCUUACGCGCAUCAAUCAGUUUCCUACAUACCUCGGCAUCCACCUUCGGAACUCCCGUCGGGAUCCUAAACUUCUGUCACAUUUGCAGGCAUUGGAUGUCAUCUUCGUUUCUGGGCUCAAAUUGUCCCCCGAGGACGAAGAAUGGGUUCAGAGAAGUGGUCUCAAGUUGAUGGACUGCUACGGAAGCACAGAAUGUGGUGCUAUGAUGAUAUCCACCCCAGGUGCAAGCGGGGCUGCACGCCAGGUCCUCCGACCUAUCGCGGGGAUGGCCUAUUCAUUCGCACCUGUAAUUUCCAGCGUUCAGGUGGAAACCGGAUAUUGGAAUCCUAAUUCCCCAUUGCUGGAGAUGAUCAUUCUUGGAGAAUCACCGGACUGUCCUGAUCGUUCGCUGCGCAGCGCAGACGGAAAUUAUCAUACCGGCGAUCUCUUCUCAGAGGUCUCGCCAGGAUGUUACGUUUUCCGUGGACGCGACGACGAUUGGAUCAAGACCGAGAACUCGCUCCGAUGUGACACCAAAGCGAUCGAGGAUAAUGUUCGCACAAGCUGUGCGCAUCUCGUCGCUGAUUGCGUUGUCGUGGGUAAUGGGAGGCCAUCCCCCACCUUACUCGUGGAGCCUGCGGCAGGUGUGGACCAUGAAGUGAUGAAGAAGGAGAUCAUUCGGAAAACCCGGCACUUCCAUUCGCGGCGUUAUAUUCACGAACGUAUCACAUCGUCCCAUUACAUUCUGGUCGUUCCUCCUGGUUCGCUGCCACGGACGGCGACUAAGGGGAACAUCCGGAGACGUGCUGUCGAGCAGGCAUUCAAAGCAGACCUUGAUCGGAUCUACCGAGUGGCUUAUUGA
Sparassis crispa is the source of this 1626-nucleotide messenger RNA. RefSeq lists its product as hypothetical. The transcript is spliced from 3 exons. The record is from RefSeq and is a predicted model, not a curated record. The coding region runs from base 1 to 1626 and encodes 541 amino acids. Gene Ontology annotation, biological process: fatty acid metabolic process. Lineage: Eukaryota; Fungi; Basidiomycota; Agaricomycetes; Polyporales; Sparassidaceae. Gene Ontology annotation, molecular function: medium-chain fatty acid-CoA ligase activity.